CCCGCCGAAAUGGCUAUGGUAAAUGAUUGGUGCGCUCCAUAACAGUUUCCAUUGUGUUUGUAGUAGUAUAUAUGACCCGGUAUUUCCUUGCAGGGAACCCGACUUUGGCUCUCUCAGUUCCAACCAAGAGAUAACCUAGAACUGCUCAUACCUUCAUCAUGACCAUCCAACGUUACGGAGUCUGGCGAGGCACUGCUACUAAGUGGGAGCCAACUCAACAGGACAACGAUCAUGGGCACAUUACCUUCACAGACGGAACGACAGAUGACUUGGACUGUGCAGUUGAUGUGAAGUCAAAAGACUCGGACUCCCGCAUCGUGUUCUGGAACGUGGUUUCCUUCGACGAAUCUCACCCAUUAGCCGCCAAGCUGGUAAACAUUUCGGAGGGCUACCAGUCUAUCACCAGUCACACUCCCAGUGGCCUCGGACUGGACUACCUCAAGGGAGGACUUGUCAACGUACAGAAAGGCCGAAUUUUGGACUACAACGAGAGUGGGCCGAAUAACGACAUACUUGACUUUCUAAAUCCGAUAUUGAACGCGGCUGUCAGUCAGAAAGCUGAUAUGUAUCUGUACGGCAGCCAGUACGAAGAGGGUGAUGGCAUCCAUGACAUCCACAUGAAUCAAGGAGACGUAGGCAAAUUCGCUAAGGAGAAUGGCGUCUAUCAAGAUGGCGGCAUGGUUUUUAACUUCAAGUCUGGUAGUGGCGACCUGACCGGCUGGCAAGGAGUAUUUCUCGCCUUUGCCACACAGUCUACUCAGACCAAUUCCAAAGGAGGUCCAACGGGGCCAACUUUCGCACAGACGCUUGGCGAUACAAUAUGAGAUGUAGGCAGAGAUCAUGCUAAGAGAAUUUGUAAUGAAAGACAACUAGUCCGCUGUAUAUCAUUUGAUCAUUUAUUGGCAUGUAUGAGUAAAGGCUGGGCACCUUGCCUUUCAUGGAUGCUUUACUUGCAAACCAUAAUCCGAUCAAGCAUGAAACGCCUCACAAUGAGCAACUACAUGAGCGCCAUCGUUGAGAAGUAUCGCGAUUGGAGGGCUGGCUACAGGGAGCUGGAGUCACACGUUAGGCACGAUAGCUGAUCCAGU
This is a messenger RNA of Truncatella angustata, 1088 nucleotides long. RefSeq lists its product as uncharacterized. The transcript has 2 exons. The record is from RefSeq and is a predicted model, not a curated record. Lineage: Eukaryota; Fungi; Ascomycota; Sordariomycetes; Amphisphaeriales; Sporocadaceae. The coding region runs from base 159 to 824 and encodes 221 amino acids.